AUGGGAGUGUCUGCUGGAGAUCCCACUCAAGUGGAGACCUUGGCAAACACCAUUGGAAAAAAUAAGCAACAGGGGAUUCCUGCUCUGAAGAGACAAGAGGAAGAAGAGAUGGAGCGUCUCCUCGGCCUCAGCAGGGAGAUGCUAGCGGCGGGAGCAGAGGCCGAGCCUCGGGAGGCGCUGGCGUCUGGGGAGGAGGAGAUGGUCCUCGCCGAAUAUGAGAGUGAUGAGGAGAAGGGAGGGAGCAGAGUGGACGAGGAUGAGGAUGACCCAGAGGAAGAACAUGUAACUAAGGUAAGACAUUGUUCGGACGCACACUCCCAGCUGGCUCGGUUUGUGCACGAGGUAUGGAGGAGCCCCUUUGGCAAGGACACCCGGCUCGUCUCCCUCGGCUCUCGGCAGAAUCUUUGUAUAAACGGUGAUGUGAAGACCCUGGGUUCUGCGCAGCUCAUCCAUGACCACUGCGUGGAGAUGCAGAGAAGCAAACACGAGAGGAUCAGAGCUGAGGAAGAGAAGCCCAAGAGGAGAAGGCAGGAGCACUGGGCCGCAUGCCCCUUCUAUGGCUACAAGCAGCUGCAGCUCCUCCGAGACCAGGUCCUGGUGGGGGUGAAGGACACUGUGCAGUUGGUGGCCCUGGGGAAGGAGACUCAGGCCUAUCCCUAUUAAGGGAGCCGGUUUGCCAUUCCAGCAGCCCAGAUAAAGACCUUGGAGGGUUGGACACUCGUGGUGCUGCCCUACCAGAUGCUGCUGCACGCGGCCACCCGCCAGGCUGUGGGCAUCUGGCUACAGGGCCAGGUGGUGCUCAUCGAUGAGGCACACAACCUGAUCGACACCAUCACGGGCAUCCACAGUGCAGAGGUCAGCGGUUCCCAGCUCCGCCAGGCCCAUUCCCAGUUGCUCCAGUAUAUGGAACGAUAUGGGAAGCGUCUGAAGGCCAAGAACUUGAUGUACAUCAGACAGAUCCUGUUGUUGGAGAAGUUUGUGACUGUGUUGGGUGGGAACACUAAGCAAAAUCCCAACACACAGAGCCUUUCACAGACAGGGACAGAGCUGAAGACCAUCAAUGACUUCUGCUUUGAGAGCCAGAUCGACAACAUCAACCUGUUCAAGGUGCGGCACUACUGGGAGAGGAGCAUGAUCAGCAGAAAGCUCUUCGGCUUCACAGAAAGGUAUGGCGCAGUCCUCACACCCUCCAGGGAGCAGCCCAGACUGGCUGGGUUCCAGCACUUGCAGACCCUGCAGCCCACAGUGGCCGAGACUCCUGUGAGCCCUGUGGAGGAGGGCGAGGCCAGGCUGCCACGGCCAGCUUCCCCGCUGAUGCACAUCGAAUCCUUCCUAGCAGCCGUCACCACUGCCAACCAGAAUGGCAGGGUCAUCCUGAGCCGCCAAGGUAAUCCCAAGGAGGAGCCGGCGUGGGCCGCCAAGCCAGAGAGAAAUGCAGAAUGUCCCGGGCCACCUUAUACUUUCUUUGCCCCAGAUCUGGAAUCCUUCAUUUCUCCAAGUAACCUGGCUUCCUUAUUUGGGGAUUGGUAUGUGGAAACCAGCAUCCGCGUGCCGGGGGUGUUGUGGCUGCGGCGACAGUGUUGUGGCGCACACGCCUUUCGGUGGCCGUUGCGGGCAUGUGUCCUGCCUGCCGGCCGGCGCUCCACCCUGCAAGGCUGUGGCGAGCACAUGCGCUGGGCCCUCCGGAAGGGCCGUUGUGCGCUCAGAGAUCCCAUGCAGGAGUAUCCCUGCGCAGGUGUUGGCUUGCGGAGCUGGCCCCUUGCCUGCUCAGGCCUGCGGUCCCCGGCCCUCUCGGGGAUCACGGAGCCCUGCUGUUGUGGUCUGCAGGUGUCUGACUUCGGGGAGCAGCUGCGGGCCUGUGCUGGGGUGGAAGCUGAGCGAGUGGGGUUUUCCUGUGGGGAGAAUCCCUGUCAUGUGAUCCCACCAGACAAUACCUUGCCCCUGGUCAUCUGCAGCGGCCCCUCCAGCCAGCAGCUGGAGUUCACAUACCAGAAGAGAGAGCUGCCGCAGAUGAUGGAGGAGACUGGUCGCAUUCUCUGUAACCUGUGCACUGUGGUCCCUGGAGGGAUGGUCUGUUUCUUCCCCUCCAAUGAGUACCAACGCCAGGUCUAUGCCCACUGGGAUAAGAGUGGGCUGCUGGCCCGCCUGCCUGUCAGGAAAAAGAUAUUUCAGGAACCCAAGAAAGCAAACCAGGUGGAACAGGUGCUGGCGGAGUAUUCCAGGUGCAUUCAGUGUUGUGGCCAGGCGGGAGGCACGGUGACAGGUGCUCUGCUCCUCUCUGUGGUUGGAGGAAAGAUGAGGGAAGGUAUUAACUUCUCUGACAACCUUGGCCGGUGUGUGGUUAUGAUAGGCAUGCCCUACCCAAACAUCAGGUCACCAGAGCUGCAGGAGAGGAUGGCCUACCUGGGCCAGACCCUGGGGAGUACCUCCAGUAGGCCCAGGUCAGCCCCACCAGGCAAGGCUUUGGUGGAGAAUCUGUGUAUGAAGGCUGUCAACCAAUCUAUAGGCAGGGCCAUCAGGCACCAGAAGGAUUUUGCCAGCAUAGUGCUUCUGGAUCAGUGGUAAGCCCGCCCACCUAUCCUGGGAAAGCUGCCAGCCUGGAUCCGAGACUGUGUAGAGGUCAAAGCCACCUUUGGUCCUGCCUUUGCUGCUAUGAGGAAGUUUCAUCGUGAGAAGACUGCCCAGAUGCCAGCCUUUUCCUUCCAGCUGCUCACGUGA
This is a messenger RNA of Neogale vison (American mink), 2718 nucleotides long. RefSeq names its product putative ATP-dependent RNA helicase DDX11-like protein 8. Gene Ontology annotation, biological process: establishment of sister chromatid cohesion; nucleobase-containing compound metabolic process. The record is from RefSeq and is a predicted model, not a curated record. Gene Ontology annotation, molecular function: hydrolase activity, acting on acid anhydrides, in phosphorus-containing anhydrides; ATP binding; DNA helicase activity. Lineage: Eukaryota; Metazoa; Chordata; Mammalia; Carnivora; Mustelidae. Gene Ontology annotation, cellular component: nucleus.